Entrophospora sp. SA101 is the source of this 354-nucleotide messenger RNA. The record is from the annotation of a GenBank genome assembly. NCBI's taxonomy places the organism in Eukaryota, Fungi, Glomeromycota, Glomeromycetes, Entrophosporales, Entrophosporaceae.
AUGAACUUUCCAGAAAUGCGUGGCAUUUUCGUUAAAAGUACCGGACGUAGCUGUCGAUUAUUCCGUAAAAUUUGCACAAUAACAACAAAACAAGAAGGUGAAACAGAGGAAGAUGUUGAAGAAAUUAAAUCACAAAUUCAUUCGGUAAAACAAGAUUCGGUUAAUUCUACUCAACGAUCUUUGCGAUUGAUUCAAGAGGCUCAAAAUAGUGGAGAAAAAACUUUAAAUAAGCUUGGUGAACAAACACAACGUAUUAACUAUACUGAAAAUAAAUUGGAACUUGCUGAAAUACAUGCUCAACGAGCUGCCGAUAACGCUAGCAAAUUGAAAAAAGCAAGUUUUAAAAUAAUUUAA